Messenger RNA from Bicyclus anynana (squinting bush brown), 1385 nucleotides. Its product is annotated as cyclin-dependent kinase-like 4. The record is from RefSeq and is a predicted model, not a curated record. NCBI's taxonomy places the organism in Eukaryota, Metazoa, Arthropoda, Insecta, Lepidoptera, Nymphalidae. Gene Ontology annotation, molecular function: ATP binding; cyclin-dependent protein serine/threonine kinase activity. The transcript is spliced from 9 exons. Gene Ontology annotation, cellular component: nucleus. The coding region runs from base 145 to 1332 and encodes 395 amino acids. Gene Ontology annotation, biological process: protein phosphorylation.
GCAGCUUUCGCCGAAUAAACAUCUCUCGAAAAAAAAAGAAAUAAAGUAAAUAACUAAGUUUUUAAACGAAAAUUAUUUAAAAAUCCGCGAAUUAUUUAGACUGUGAUUCAAGCGGGAAAUGCUAGUUUUCGUUCAGAAACGCGAAUGAAUAGUGCGGAGUAUCGGAAUCGGGAUCGUUCGAAAUUCAAACUGUGGAACAACGUGGCGUCCUGCAUGGAGAAAUGGUUCGGUGAUAAGCGGUUGUGGUUAUUUGGGAACAACCUGCCGUUGUUGCCGAGAAGAUCGCGCGCCAGCAGCCGCGCGAUGGAGCGCUACGAGAAACUCGCGAAACUCGGCGAGGGCUCGUAUGGGCUCGUGUACAAGUGUCGCAACCGAGACACCGGCGAGAUCGUCGCCGUCAAGAAGUUCGUCGAGAACGAGGACGACCCGCUCAUACGCAAGAUUGCGCUGCGGGAGAUACGCAUGCUAAAGAACCUGAAGCACCCCAACCUGGUGAACCUGAUCGAGGUAUUCCGUCGCAAACGCAAGUUGCACCUGGUCUUCGAGUACUGUGACCACACAGUGCUGCAUGAGCUGGAGAAGUAUCCCUCUGGUUGCCCAGAGCUCCUGUCAAAGCAGAUCAUCUGGCAGACGCUGCAAGGCGUCGCCUACUGCCACCGCCACAACUGCAUCCAUCGGGACGUCAAGCCUGAGAACAUCUUGCUGACGAGCGACGGCGUCGUCAAGCUAUGCGACUUCGGCUUCGCGAGGAUGAUCAGCCCUGGUGAGAGCUACACAGACUACGUGGCGACGCGCUGGUACCGCGCGCCUGAGCUGCUGGUGGGCGAUACUAUGUACAGCACUCCCGUCGACGUUUGGGCUAUUGGUUGCGUGUUUGCGGAGCUCCUCUCAAGCGAAGCGUUGUGGCCAGGCAAGAGUGACCUCGACCAACUCUACCUCAUCAGGAAAACCCUCGGCGACUUGCUGCCGAGGCAUAUGACUAUAUUUUCCCAGAACACAUUCUUUCAGGGAAUGGCGUUACCGGAGCCAACGACACUCGAGCCCCUGGAGAAAAAGAUACCGCAAAGAUACGCCAACAACGAAUUGGUUUUAGAUUUCCUGUAUAAAUGCCUAGACAAAGACCCCAUGAUGCGGUGGACGUGCGAGCAGCUUCUGAGGCAUCCCAUCUUCGAGAACUUCCUCUUCACAGUGCCGCAUACCGACCAUGACGACUUCGAAAAAGCGAGGAGAGUUCAGGUGCAGUCAUCGCCCAUGCUGCCGCAGCUGAUAGUGACGGAGCGCGCGCCGCCCAAGAAGAAAGAGCUGGAGCGCGGGCACCUGCCCACCAUAUGACUAGCGCCGCCCGCGCGGCCGCGGCUUUAAUAUUAAACGUUUCUUCUUAUUUA